AUGUGUCAUCAUCCUGAAUGUGUAGAAAGUUCAGCAAAUAAUAAAUGUUUAUUACUUUGUCAAGAAUGUGAUACCAACAUUCACCGUCAACCUGGGUUUAGUGGCCACUUGGUAUUGGAUCUGCCACUCUCUCUUCAAAGUGAGUUUUUGAAGACUCCGUCAGAAAGAGAUGAUGCCAGUGAUAUAGAAGUGCCUCCACCUGAUUAUGAGGGUGCUGAGGUCGUGGAAGAAGAGCAAGUGGAAGAAAAACAUGUGGAAGAAGAGCAUCAUUCGCAGGUAUUUGUUUUUUGGGUUUUUUCUUUCUCCUUUUUGCUUUUCUUUUCUCUCUUUCUCUCCCCUCUCUCUCUCUUUCUCUCCCCUCUCUCUCUCUUUCUCUCCCCUCUCUCUCUCUUUCUCUCCCCUCUCUUCCUCUCUCUUUCCCCCUUCCUCUCUCUUUCCCUCUUCCUCUCUCUUUCCCCUCUCUUCCUCUCUCUUUCCCCUCUCUUCCUCUCUCUUUCCCUUCUCUUCCUCUCUCUUUCCCCUCUCUUCCUCUCUCUUUCCCCUCUCUUCCUCUCCCCUCUCUUCCUCUCUCCCUUCCUCUCCCCUCUCUUCCUCUCUCCCUUCCUCUCCCCUCUCUUCCUCUCUCCUCCUCUCUCUUCCUCUCUCUCCCCCUUCUCCUUUUUCUCUCAAAAAAAGAGUUCUGGGAUUGAGAAACGAUUAAGGCGAAAAGAUGCAGUAAAACGGAAAUCAAGUUCUGUUGAAGCAAAAGACCGUACACGGAGCAAGAGUCUGUCAGCAGUGGAAAUUCAGUCCGAUGUCCGUCUGCUUGUGCCUGCACAGUUUCAGUGCACUGAACAGACAGUUCCAGACUUAGGACACAGGCACUUGAGUUUGCCAGGAACACCAGGGAAUGGCUUCUUACAAGUAUUUCUUGAACCUACCGAGGAAAGUGUCAAGAUAACAGCUUUGAAGGGAAAAAGUAUUCAGUAA
This is a messenger RNA of Acanthosepion pharaonis, 969 nucleotides long. Lineage: Eukaryota; Metazoa; Mollusca; Cephalopoda; Sepiida; Sepiidae. The record is from the annotation of a GenBank genome assembly.